AGCAAAAAAAGAUAAUUAUUGCAAAUUCUCCAAUAUUUGGUUUCAUUUGGUACUUACUGGUCCCCGUGCAAAGGGAGAGAGAGUGUUGACCUUUGUCACGAGACAAGUCACGAUGAUUCGGAGCUUCCUAACGAAAAGGCAAAUGAUCUGGAGAUUUCCAGUAUCAAAUCAUCCUCGAUGUUGUCUGAAUAGCGAGGCUCCACCCGAGCUGACACGAGGAGAGAAAAAACUCAUAGAUGUUCUCAGAGUGAAGUUCCCCGGGGCGACUUCGGUACAGGUUGCCGAUAUAUCAGGAGGGUGUGGAGCUAUGUAUCAGAUAUCAAUAGAAGCCAGUGAGUUCCAGGGCAAGACCACACUGCAACAACAGAGGAUGGUGAACAAGGCUCUGUCAGAAGAAAUAAAGGAAAUGCACGGACUUCAGUUAAAAACCAAGCCUUCGAACACAUCAUAGGAAUGAGCUGUGUACAGUUGUUUGUGUUAUGUGUACAGACUGUGGACGUACAGAGAAAUGAGAAACGGGAUCUGAAGCCGAACAUCCCCAAGUCAUGUUUGAAUCUUCGGAGUUGAAUCGGGAAAAAACAAAUGAAUCUCUCAACAUUAACAUAAACAGUAUGGACAAAAUGGUGAAUUUGUAAUAUUUUGCCUGAAGUAUAGAUAUAUGUGUAUGUGUCUUCAGAUGCAGGUGAAAGCUUGAUAUUUAUUAUGUCCAAAUAGUUCACAUCUCAUUUGACGCCAUUGGAAUUCCUGGUUAGAAAAGAUCCCCAGCAACCCAUGCUUGCCCUAAGAGGUGACAAAAUGGAUUGGGUGGUCAGGCUCUGAGACUUGGUUGAUUGCAUGUCAUGACUUGGUUGAUGGUGUGGAUUGUUGCUUACAAAUAUUAAUCACUGGAUUGUCUGGUCUGGAUUACAGGCCACUCUCACAAACAUACCCAGCUUAUUUGAACCUGUUACAUGUAACACAAUCAAA
This is a messenger RNA of Haliotis rufescens (red abalone), 966 nucleotides long. RefSeq names its product bolA-like protein 3. The transcript is spliced from 4 exons. Bases 113 to 451 code for a protein of 112 amino acids. Lineage: Eukaryota; Metazoa; Mollusca; Gastropoda; Lepetellida; Haliotidae. The record is from RefSeq and is a predicted model, not a curated record.